Messenger RNA from Stylophora pistillata, 1108 nucleotides. RefSeq lists its product as uncharacterized. The record is from RefSeq and is a predicted model, not a curated record. Lineage: Eukaryota; Metazoa; Cnidaria; Anthozoa; Scleractinia; Pocilloporidae.
CUCGAUGAAAACCUUGAAAUAAAAAACACAGAAUGCGAGUGUCCUCGCGGCGAGUUCAAGUGCAGUCACGCGGCAGCCAUAUUUAUUUAUGGCAUCCAUAACCUUAGCAGGACGGACCUGGAAUGCCAAUGGAAACGAAAGCGAAAGGCAGAAAGCGUACAGUCUGCAAGCCAGAUGUUUCCAGCGCCACCGAAGAAGAAGGAUUACAGCCCUUUGGCGCGCGAUCCUAGCCGAGAAGAUCGGAUGUGGCUGUACAGCGAACUAAAGCGCUAUGGCAAAUUUACAGGGACCUGCUGGAUCUUGAGUCCCGAACCACAACCUGCUACCCCUCUCCCGAUCAAGACGAUUGAGGAUAUCAUUUACUCAGAAGGUUUCCUUAUGGCAUCUACGAAGGAAAAACAAUUAGAGUACUUGAUUGAGAAUGCCAAAGUAGAGGAGAGAACCAUAAAUGUUGUGAGCACCCUCACGGCUGGCCAGCGAAACAGCCCUGCAUGGCACCAAGCUCGUAGAGGCCGCCUGACUGCCAGUAAUUUUGGCUCCGUCCUCCAGGCAAAAAGAGUUACACCGUCUCUUAUCAAGCGACUACUUGGGGAAUACAACUUGAGUGGAGUUAAAGCAAUUGCAUGGGGACAGGACAAUGAGACUGAGGCCCUGAAAUCCUUCACCAACAUCACAAACUUUACACCUGUACAGACCGGCCUUUGGCUACACGAGUCGGGAGUUCUGGGUGCUUCCCCUGAUGGACUUGUGGGAGACGACUCGGUGAUUGAGUGUAAGUGCCCCUACACACAUCGAAAUGCGACAAUCAAGGAAGCUUGUGGGCACAAAGACUUUUACUUGGAGGAGAAGGAAGGGAAUUAUACGCUGUCUACCACACAUGUUUACUGGCAUCAGUGUCAAGGCCAGAUGUUCCUGACAAAGCGCAAAUUCUGCUACUUUGUUGUAUGGACCACAAAGGAUAGUGUAGUUAUCAAGAUUGAACGAGAUGAAUCUUGGGAGCACAAUAUUACUAUCUUGAGUGAUUUUUACUUUCAUCAACUAUUCCCAAAGAUUACCGAGGGAGAACUUUGAAAAGUGGUGCACAGAUGCUGGACAUAAUCAGAGUGGG